AUGAUUAACAAUAAUUCCAGUAACGAGAAUUCCAGUAACGAGAAUUCUAGUAACGAGAAUUCCAGUAACGAUUACAUUUCUAGUUCCAUUUCUAGUCAAAGUGAAAAUAGUAGUCAAAACGAGGAUAUCACAACGAGUGAUCAAACUAUACCAGAAAGUUCUACUCAUAUGGGUGUAACUCAACAAUACCGGCAUUUGUGGGUUCAAUGCGAAAAUUGUUAUGGAUUAAAUUAUAAGAAAUUUUUUAAAUCAAAGAUGCAUCUUUGUGAACAAUGUGGAUAUCAUUUGAAAAUGAGUAGUUCAGAUAGAAUCGAACUUUUGAUCGAUCCGGGCACUUGGGAGCCUAUGGAUGAAGACAUGGUCUCUCUGGAUCCCAUUGAAUUUCAUUCGGAGGAGGAGCCUUAUAAAAAUCGUAUCGAUUCUUAUCAAAGAAAUACAGGAUUAACCGAGGCUGUUCAAACAGGCAGAGGGCAACUAAACGGUAUUACCGUAGCAAUUGGGGUUAUGGAUUUUCAGUUUAUGGGAGGUAGUAUGGGAUCCGUAGUCGGGGAGAAAAUUACCCGUUUGAUUGAAUACGCUACUAAAGAAUUUCUACCUCUUAUUAUAGUGUGUGCUUCCGGAGGGGCACGCAUGCAAGAAGGAAGUGUGAGCUUGAUGCAAAUGGCUAAAAUAUCUUCUGCUUUAUAUGAUUAUCAAUCAAAUAAAAAGUUAUUCUAUGUACCAAUUCUUACAUCUCCUACUACCGGUGGGGUGACAGCUAGUUUUGGUAUGUUGGGGGAUAUCAUUAUUGCCGAACCCAAUGCCUACAUUGCCUUUGCGGGUAAAAGAGUAAUUGAACAAACAUUGAAUAAAACAGUACCCGAGGGUUCACAAGCGGCCGAGUAUUUAUUCCAGAAAGGCUUAUUCGAUCUAAUCGUACCACGUAAUCCUUUAAAAAGCGUUCUGAGUGAGUUAUUUCAACUACACACUUUCUUUCCUUUGAAUCAAAAUUAGAACAUUAAGUUCAAUUAUUUUGAGCAAACAAGUAAUUAGUUUAUCGGAAUCCAAGUUAAAAUUAGACGAAUGGGGUUUUCUUUGUUGGCAUAAGAUCUAAUUAUAUAAAGAAUAAAAAGUCACAGAAAAUCCGCCCCUUUUUCUAUAUUCCUGAUUAUUGAUCAAGAAGCCUCUAUUAACAAGAUAAAAGAUGAAAUUCUUAUUUUCGUGAAAUUAGGCAAAUCAAAAAAAAUAUACUCUUCUCGUCAUAUAUAAUGAAAAUCUAUAAAAUAUAGAAUUUUUUCUUUUUUUUAUAUCUUACGAUAAUCCUAUUUUGACUAAGAAUCCCUGAUGGAUGGGAUUCUAACAAACCCUUCAAUAUAUUCAAUAUAAAUAGAAUCUAAUUAAUUUUUAAGAAACUUUUUGCUUAGUAAAUGAAAUUCGAAGACAAGAGCAAAAAAUGAAGAAAAUAAUAUCUCAUCCAUAUCCUUUCAAAUCUUUCAUGUAGAAAGAUCAAAAACUACAUUAUAUACUCACUUAGAUAGAUACUUAUAUUUAUACUUAAUAGCUAUUAAGUAAUAAUAAUAAUUCCAAUUUAGAAUUAUCAAAUUAUAAUAAGAUAUCUUUAUAUAUAAUAAGAUAUCUUUAUAUUAUAAAUAUAAAAUAUAAAUAAUAAUAACA
Molecule: messenger RNA, 1653 nt
Organism: Lactuca sativa (garden lettuce)
Lineage: Eukaryota; Viridiplantae; Streptophyta; Magnoliopsida; Asterales; Asteraceae
Source: RefSeq, a predicted model, not a curated record